AGAAGUGAAUCCUUCAAGGCUUCAAUGGCGGCACUUAGCUUUUGCAGCUCUUCUCCUCCUCGAAUUCUUCAUAAACAAUCCAAAUCGAGUUUUUUCCCUUCUUCUGCCUCUUCUUCUUUCACACAAACCGUCGGAGAAUUAUUUGCGAACCCCUUCUCUGUCUCAAGACGAUUUCGUGGCGCCGUUAACUCCACCGUAGUUUCCGAUGAAUCGGGAAACGCGAAACUUCCAUCUUCUCCGGCGAAGAAGCUAAGGAAUAUUAUGCAAUCCCCUGGUGUUCUUCAGGGUCCAUGUUGCUUCGAUGCUCUUAGUGCCAAACUCAUCGAACGAGCUGGGUUUCCUUACUGUAUCACCUCUGGGUUCUCGAUUUCAGCGUCUCGGCUUGGUUUACCGGAUAAGGGUCUAAUUUCUUAUGGAGAAAUGGUUGAUCAAGGUCAACAAAUUACUCAAUCUGUAUCAAUUCCGGUGAUUGGAGACGGUGGCAAUGGAUACGGUAAUGCCAUGAAUGUUAAGAGAACCGUCAAAGGAUAUAUUAAAGCUGGCUUUGCAGGAAUUAUCAUCAAUGAUGAAGUUUGUUGUGAAAAUACUAAGAGUGAGAGAAGAGUGGUUUCUAGAGAGGAAGCAGUGAUGCGUGUUAAAGCUGCGGUUGAUGCACGUAGAGAGUGUGAUUCGGACAUUGUAAUUGUAGCUCAAACUGAUUCCCGUGAAGCGAUAUCUCUGGAGGAAUCACUCAUUAGGGCAAGAGCUUUUACAGAUGCUGGAGCUGAUGUUCUCUCCGUUGAUUCUCUUGUUUCUAGAGAAGAGAUGAAAGCAUUCUGCAAUGUCUAUCCACUAGUUCCUAAAUUGGCUAAUAUGCUUGAAAGCGGAGGAAAAAUUCCAAUUCUAAACCCGCUGGAGCUAGAAGAGAUUGGAUAUAAGCUAGUGGCGUAUCCAAUUUCAUUGAUUGGAGUAUCUAUUCAAGCAAUGCAGGACGCUCUAUUGGCAAUCAAGGGUGGGCGAAUUCCUCCACCAGGAAGCAUGGCGUCUUUAGAAGAAAUUGGAGAGAUUCUUGGUUUUGACACUUACGAGGAAGAAGAGAAGCGGUACGCUACCUCGUCAUCAGAUAGAGAAGUGAGCAGCAGUAGCGUCUAUCGUAAUCAACGGGUGGCUAAAGAUGAUCCAGAACAGAGAGAGGACCUGAUUGUUGAAGUCAUAACACCUGAGGUUUAUAAUGAACCAAGAAACCCCUUUUCGCGGAUCUGGUCACGAUCUUUGAGGAUCAAAAUCAUCGGACGCGAUGGGUUUGAGAAACUCGAUGUCAGAAUUCCGGUAAGUCCACUUUCGAGGGCCAUUUUUCGUGUUUUAUCUGAGCUGAUGCAAAACUUGUCUUAUGGUUGGAACAGGCCGGAUUCUUGGAAGGUGUCACAAACAUUGUUCCAGCUUUAGGAGGCGUGAACUUGAAGCAAUUGAUGGACGAUGCAGCAGAUGAGGUCGGAGGGAAAAUUUUGUUAGAUUUUAAAGACACUGCAGGUGACAGAAUCCAAGUCUUUCUAGAAUGACACACACCUAGUGAAGAAAAAGUAAAUACAGCCGGGAAACAUUUAAAAAGAGAAUACAAAAAUGUAAAGAUUUUAUUUGUUCCGUGAAUGAGAAAUGUAUUACACAUCUUCAAAAUAAAGAAAUAGAAGUGAAUGUGUAUAUAUCAAAUUAUAUGCAUAUAACAAAAAAAGGGCAGACCCGAGCAAGGUUUGCCACUCUCACACUGGUACAAAUUUCACAAC
Messenger RNA from Arabidopsis thaliana (thale cress), 1760 nucleotides. RefSeq names its product Phosphoenolpyruvate carboxylase family protein. The transcript has 6 exons. Gene Ontology annotation, molecular function: catalytic activity. Bases 25 to 1425 code for a protein of 466 amino acids. The record is from RefSeq and is marked reviewed. Lineage: Eukaryota; Viridiplantae; Streptophyta; Magnoliopsida; Brassicales; Brassicaceae.